CCCCCGUAGUAUCUAUUAGGUGUAAAGGAUUUGUUGUCGCUGUCUUUUGUGUCGAUAAUAAAUAAACAUUUUCGGUUAUUGUCAUAAAAUUAAUAUCUUUCAUGAAUGAUACACCUUCAAUUAUAAUUGGACGAACAGUUUUUCGUUGGCAGAAGGCAUUUACCUAAAAAGAUGGGUUAAACGACAUUUUUUUUAGUCUGCUGUCCCUGUUCACAGCUUUGUUGUGCAAGUGCAAACCAUUGCAAUGUUAAUUGCUUGGUGUCCGUUGCACCAACUCUUGUAACUAUGGAAGCAGAUUCUGCAGGAAGCAAAAGUCUAGGAUGCUCUGCAGUGUUGUGUUAAACUAAGUACUAUGGAAAGUCCUGGGUCCUCAUAUGAGAAGAAGGAUCAUACGAAGCAUCAUUCCAAUAACAAAAAAGUAAUCAAACAUGCACUUCGACAACAAGCAAAACGUAGAAGGAAAAAUACAACAAUAGCGGCUGGAAACUCUGCACCUGUACCUCGCAUUGUCGUGAAGCCACUUCCCCCACAGCCGGUUGAAGAAGUAAUUCAAGUAGUGCCUCCCGUUAAACCUUACACGACCAUGAGAGAAGUGCUAGCAUCAAUUCCCGGUUUUAACAUAAAACAUCGUAAAAGAACUAGUAAAAAAUUAUCUACGGCCGCACAAUUAGAGCAAACUAAAGAGGGCUGUGUCGAUCUCGAAACUCCAGACUCUAUUCUUGUAAAUACCAACUUGCGUUCCUUACUUAACAAAUACACAUUUGCCGUUCUCCCCUCCCUAUAUCAACACAAAUUGGUACAGUUACUGCCGAUCGUAGAUAGGCCUCCAUUGAACAGUUCAACGGACGUGGCAACACGACUUAGCGCGUCAGGUUUGAAUAACGAAUUCUUCGCUCGUGCUUGUUUGGAAUGGCAGGAAAGAUUGGCGGAAGGGGAAUUUACACCGGAGAAUCAACAAAAAUUGAAGACGGAAGCCGAUAAAGAGCGGAGUCGAUUAGAUCCGUGGAAAUUGAAGCAUUUCGAACCCAUUUGGGGUGACCGGAGUAAUGGCAGGGGAGAUAUGGUUUCCACAAAAGAACCUAGUCCAUCGCCUCGACCUCCCAUAAAAACUACGAUAAAAUUGAGACCAACUACUUCGAUAAGCAAUAAAAAUAAACCCGCACCUUUUAUAAAACGUAUUCGAACAGUGGGUGCCGUUACAAGAUCUUGUACUAAUUAUAAAGUAGAGUUAGAAGCCUCAAAUCAAUUGGAAUCCAUCACCCGGUCUCCAAUUCCCGAUCUUUUACCGAUUAAGAUGCAUAAAUCUCACUUAAAUAAGGUUAAAGACAUUCACACGGUCAACCACCAUGUGGUGGAGGAUUCAAGGUUGGUGGAGGAGGUCUCCAAAGAGGUAAUUUCGGCCGACGUGCACGAGAUUCAAACACCCAUUAUUAACAUUAGUGAUACUAUAAUGCAAACAAAUGAAGAGACAAUCAUUAGUUGUAGAGAUAAACGACGGAGGUCUUUAAGUUCUGAAUCGGAACGAAGAUUGCCUAAACGAUUAACACCAACACGAACGGAAGAAGUCGAAGAGGUUGCUGAAGUGGUGCAAGAAAUGCCAAUAGAGACAGAUUUAGUCUCCAAUGUCAAGAAAGAAGACGUUGAAGUAUCGUGUCCAGUAGCAACCAAUUUCGAAAAUGAGGUCCACGAUUCUAAAAUUAAUAAUGAAAUGGGAAAAAAUGAAGUUGACGAAACUCUUUUACGUAAUGAUCGACCUGAAGUAAGCGAGAGUUACGUUCGUGAGGAUGUGUCUUUCUUAAAGCAAGAUGAGGGAGAGGCGGAAGAUGAGAACGGUGCUGAAAUCCCAUCUGAUGAAUUAUCUUCAAGUAACAAUCUGGAGCUUUGCCAUUCUGUACAAACCGUUGAACAAGCGAAAGAGGUGUCCGUUUUAACUAUUGACGAAAGUAAUACCAUGGAAAGCCUACAAGACGAAGACGAUUUGGACGAAGAAGAUCAGGCUGAAGAAGUAACCGAGGAAACCGAAAAGUUAAUACACGCAGAUGUUUUGGAAAUGGCACCGGCCGAUCCAGAAUCUGAUCUAGAGGCAGAGCCCGAACCAGAAUUCGAUUCCCAAGAGUAUGGGGAUAUGACCAAAGUAAAGAACACAUUCUCGGUUUUGCCGAACUCAUUAAUUUUACAACAGGAAACAAUAGUUCUACAGAAAUCUCCAUGUUUGGAAAAUUGCGGGAAUGAUGUUUGUAUGGAAGAUUCAGCCGAAAAGUUAGAGGCCAGCGUGGAAGAAUCUGAUCUAGUUAGGGGAAUCGCAGAAGAGGAUCCAAAUGAGGAUCGAUUUAUCGAUGCUGAAAAUUAUGUAUUAGAAUCGGGCCAAAUUGAAGUGGAACAAAAAGAGAAACCUAGUAAGGGAGACCAAGUGCCUGAUCUUCAUACUACUAUAUUUGCAGCCACCACAGAAGACUGUUGGAAUGUUGUCGAUUCUAAUACGGAGAAACUACUUGAAGUACCACUACAUGCAUUGGAUACAGUUCCUGUUGGUAUGGUUGGUGUAAGUAAUACCACAACCGAGCACGUGGAAGUCAUUCCAAUGCAAGAAGAAUUAGAGGUUCGAUUGGAACAGGGCACCUUCCCUGUCCCUGGUGAUUGGUCUUAUGAUAUCAAGAUGGAUUCUGAUAUAGUAGCUGCUGCCUUAGGAACAACCCAAGCUACCAUUGCGACUACGGAAAAUUCUGAUGUCAACUUUACGGGAAAUCAAGUAAAAUUGGAGCUGGAAGUAACUUUGACACCCGAAAUACCUAACGCAGAUAUCUUAACUACGAGCUCGGCGAGUAGCACGCCAAAUUCAACAGUAACGCCCGCAUUAAGUAAGACAGUUGCUGCUGUUAUACCUCCAACUACCAUUGUUUGUUUACCGUCAGUGGUUACGACCGCCUCGAUACCAAAUCAAACAGUCUCGAACGCUGCCAUUCAACCUAACAUGCCCCGGUCAGGAAUGGCUCAAAGUUCAAGUGCAAUACCGUAUAUGCAGUUAAGUACUAGUCAACCGAUUCGAGCUGUCACCACGCAUACCAAAGUCAAAAGCAACACCAAACAAGGACCUACGAAUAAUAGAAAUCGUAGUAAUAACAAACCACCUCCGGGUGCCGUUAAUCUUGAACGUAGCUAUCAGAUAUGUCAAGCGGUGAUUCAGAAUAGUCCAAAUAGAGAUCAACUGAGGUGUCAGUUAAAGCCACCUCCUUCGUUAUUAGCGGCGACCGCAAUAAGUAAUGCCAAAAAGAUUGACUCGAAUCGUCCUCAGCAAUUUGGGAACGUUAAUGUGUCUAGAAAUACCAACAAAACAUUCACACCGCCAUUACCUGCUUCGGGUAUUUAUCAAAUGGUCAGCUCGAAUAAUGGUAUUAAAACAGUAGCACAGAAGACCAGAGUGGCCUAUCAUCAACAGAGACAGUCUAGUCCCCCCGUCGUAGUGAGGCAUGUGUUUACUUCUGGACAGGGAAUUCCCGUGACGAUGGCAGUGCUACCCCAGGCUCAAGCGUUUAGCCCUGAAGUAGUUGAAGGACAAAGCCAAAUGGGCCAAGUUGGUCAGUAUAUUCUCGUACAACGUGCAGGUUUACCUGAUCAUCAAAGCGUGCCUCGUUCCUCUAGUGCUCCACCUUCGCAACAACAAAUAGCGGGACCUAUAAACACACUAGGGACUUCGCACAUGCUAUCAGUUGGAGGGCGUGGCAGACCCGCGAGUGUAGAAAUGGAGCAUACCGCUCUACAGCAACCACCACCACCUCCACCUCCUCCCGCGGAUUUUUUCAUACAAUGUCCUAAUCCGGGAACACAGGCGGUUACGAGAAGGCAAAGAUUACCACAAGGUGUGGUUUAUGGUGACGUUAGUGUUGAAAAUCAUUUACCCAAUUACACAAUUAUCGGUGAGAAUGUCAUGAUCGAUCAUCCUGGUGCUUCGAUGCAGUCGCAAAUGAUUUUCACACAGAAAGGAACACAAUUAAAGCCUAUUACUAAUAGUAUACCUCCGCCGGUUAGUGAUUCUUCUUGUCCUUGUAAUUUAAAAGCGAUGGUAAUGUGUAAAAAGUGUGGUGCGUUUUGUCACGAUGAUUGUAUAGGACCUAAUAAAUUGUGUCGUACGUGCUUGAUACGAUAGGUUUGUAGUUGAAUAUAUCCUAUAUAUUUGGUAAAUUGUGCGUGAUAUCUUUCGCUAAAGUUAUUUUUAUUUAUUUUGUUACAUUAUUUAUGUACCUACGUAGCAGGGAUUUUAAAAUUAGAUUAUUUUCUGGAUACUUUUGCCUGUUCCAUUUUCACAGUAAAUACAGGUUGCUUAUUUUUUGCACCUCCCCAUGGUAAGCUUGGUUAUCUAUGGAGCUAUGUUGUUGGUUAAAUUACCGCUAUUUCUUAUUUGUAAAACAAUCAUUUGAAAAUUUACCCAUUUUAGCGAGAAUGUAAAGGAGCCAUAGUGUGUGGUAUAUCAUUUUAAACAGAGAAAAAAUCUGUAUUAAAAAUUACAAAAAUACAAUUUGGUAAUGUGGUCUGCAUAAGAACUUUGCGAUUAUAGUCCUGUCAAAUAGAAAACUUCGUUAAAAACAGAAUAAUGCUCAAAUUUUUAAAAAAAAGUUCCCAUAAUGUCAUGGUGUAACUUACUUUUGUUAUUUUUUUUGUUAUAAAAUAAAGCAUUAGAAAAUGCAAAACAAAGUUUUCUUAGGAGAGCUAAAAAGAUACGCACAAAAGUGCUUCUACUUCAGCAUUAAAUGUAUCAACUUUGCCCUAAUUUAACCAACAUGGUAUCUCUUACGAUUCCAAUGAGUAGUCCGUAUGUAUUACUACAGAACCUCCAAAAAUGUUUGUUAGUGUUAGUAGUAAUUUUGUAUGUGAUAUAAAUUGGUGGAUGAGAUUAAGAUAACUAUUAAUAAAAUUGCCAUUAUUUACUAAACGCUGACUGUAAUAUUGAUUUUUUUUUCAUCUGGCAGUAAAUUAACAUUUUUUUCUCUAAGCUCGAGGUGACCUGUCAUCACGUCGUUACCAAUCACAAAAUCUACUAUGCUGACUAUCCCUCAUGUUUGUGAUAACAAGGUAGCUUGGCAGCUGCCAUCAUCGCGUAUGAUUGUUAUUGUACACAAUUUGCCAAAGUUAAAUAUUUUAGUACCUAUAUGUAGAUGUGUAACCCGAAAAGACGUCAUUCACCUACAAGUUGUUAUAGUUUUGGAACCGGCAUGUGCAUUGUUAAUAUGUUAGAAUGUGUAACAUUUAUGUUUAAAUACUGGAAAUACUCAUAUUUUUCUCUCUGCAUUUUUCAAGUGCGAAGUCUUCCAUCGAAUCUAACUGGCUUCUAAGGACAUUUUGCACGGAUAUGUUCUAGAUCUCUGUAAUUAUUUUAAGUGUGUCGUACUUAAUCGUUAUUGAUAUUUUAUGAGACAUUUUUUCAUUUUCGCAAGUUCCCUAAAAAAAUUGGUUUACUUUUGUGUUUUUCACUUCGAAAAUUGUGCAAUACUGUUUCAUUUUACAUUUUAGAUUUGUGUGAAUUUACCAACUAAACGGCAUCACUCUUAUUCAGAUCAGUUUUAGAACAAAUAAUGAAGCUUUGGCCACCUUGUUGCUUUGCUUAGUACCUAAUAGGCGGAGUGUUGCAUAAUCUCAGUGGAUUUAGAGAUUUACAAUUAUUUUCAUAGAAUAACUUUUCGUUUUCUUAAAUUGUAUAAAAUUAAUUAUGUUUUUCAUUUAGCUCUGUGUACAUAUUGUAGUAACAAUUUAUAUGCAUUAAAUCUUAAUACAUCAUUGGAUUUAA
This is a messenger RNA of Photinus pyralis (common eastern firefly), 5779 nucleotides long. It is a transcript of the gene Asx, whose product is annotated as polycomb protein Asx. Gene Ontology annotation, molecular function: chromatin binding; DNA binding. The transcript has 5 exons. Gene Ontology annotation, cellular component: PR-DUB complex. Gene Ontology annotation, biological process: animal organ morphogenesis; positive regulation of transcription by RNA polymerase II. Lineage: Eukaryota; Metazoa; Arthropoda; Insecta; Coleoptera; Lampyridae. Bases 353 to 4144 code for a protein of 1263 amino acids. The record is from RefSeq and is a predicted model, not a curated record.